This is a messenger RNA of Strongylus vulgaris, 402 nucleotides long. NCBI's taxonomy places the organism in Eukaryota, Metazoa, Nematoda, Chromadorea, Rhabditida, Strongylidae. The record is from the annotation of a GenBank genome assembly.
UGCCUACAAAUGCCAUCAACCAGCGAUAAUACAAACCUUGAUCAAACAUUGCCAAUGACUAUGGGUGAUUUCUACGAUUCACAUCUUGAAAGCUUGACAGACGAUUCUGGUCUUUUCUGCAGUGACUUAAGUCUGCAGGCAACGUCUACGCCUCUGCGAUCCUCUUUACAACCUUAUAUCAUUCCUCCAGCCAACCUUGCCCCCGUUCCCAAUCCAUAUGCAGACCUCAGCAUGAAGAAUCCAGCUGAGGCUUCAGUUCCUGUGACGUCGCCAGUUGUGUUGAAAACAUCACCACCUACUCCAACUUCGUUCAAACGUGCAAUGCGUGAUGUGCAACGGCAGGGAUUUCUUCAACCUAGGAAACUUUUGGCCAACAGAGAGGACCAAUACUGCAUACAAUAG